This is a messenger RNA of Jaculus jaculus (lesser Egyptian jerboa), 1990 nucleotides long. RefSeq names its product biorientation of chromosomes in cell division 1 (gene Bod1). The transcript is spliced from 5 exons. Bases 1 to 723 code for a protein of 240 amino acids. Lineage: Eukaryota; Metazoa; Chordata; Mammalia; Rodentia; Dipodidae. The record is from RefSeq and is a predicted model, not a curated record.
AUGCCAAAGCCCGCCGUGACGACAUCAGGAGCGCGCCCGAAAUCCAGCGACCGUUACCCGCCGCCCGUACCCCCGCGCCCCCUGCCUCCGCCGCUGUGUCGGUGGGGCCCCCCGCCUCGUCUCGGAGCCCCGGGCCUCGCGUCCGGGAGAAGCAGCAGCCGUGCUCGGCCGCGUCCGUCGCCGGCCCGGGGCGCAGGCAUGGCGGACGGCGGCGGGGGCGCGGGGAGCGCCGGGGCGGCGGCGGCGGGCGGCGGGGCCGGGGGCGGCGGCGGGGGUCCCGUCAACCCGGCCUCGCUGCCGCCGGGCGACCCGCAGCUCAUCGCCCUCAUCGUGGAGCAGCUCAAGAGCCGCGGCCUGUUCGACAGCUUCCGCCGGGACUGCCUGGCCGACGUGGACACCAAGCCAGCCUAUCAAAACCUGCGACAGAAAGUGGAUAACUUUGUGUCAACACAUCUGGACAAACAAGAAUGGAAUCCUGCAAUGAACAAGAACCAGUUACGAAAUGGUCUUCGGCAGAGUGUGCUUCAGUCAGGCAUGCUGGAAGCAGGUGUGGACAGGAUUAUCUCUCAGGUGGUGGAUCCAAAGCUGAACCACAUUUUCCGGCCUCAGAUUGAGCGAGCAAUUCAUGAGUUCCUGGCGGCCAAGAAGAAGGAAGUGGUGCCAGCACCACCUCCAGAGCCCGAGAGCCAGGACCCUUCCGCUCCGUCCCAGGAUGCCUCCUAAGAAUAUGCUAGACACCUUUGGAAAUCAUCAUUAAUGAAAAACAACAAGAAAUGGAUUCCUGUUUCAAACAAUUGCAACUUUGGUAGACCAGGGUCACUGCUGUCAAGAUUUGAGCCUUGACUGAGGGGCAGUGUCCAGAUUAAUUGGGGAGCAAGUGUGGACAGGUGUCUGCACCUGUGCCUUCAUUUGCCCAGCUUGUCCAAGGGUGUGUCACCCAGGAGACACUACAGAGUUCUCAACACUACUGCCACCUAGGCUGUCCUGAAACAAGCCUUUCUACUUGAACUUGGACCCGCCUGUGGGUGUUAACAUUGGUGCUGUGCCGCAGGCAAAGCUAUACUGACAUUUCGUAGUCUCAAAGGGAACUUGUAAGAACAAGGAUUGUAAAGGUCAGUGGGUGGGGCUAUUUGACAGUGCUUUUGAUAUUGUAGUUACAAACUGGAACAUACAAGCAGUUAGCAUCAGAGAGCCUUAAUGCUGCUGUGGCCUUGGACCUGGGUCUUGUAGCCAGUUUCCUGGCCCUUGCCAGAGGCGGCAGAACAUGGAGCGGAGAGUGAACGAGAAGCUCCAGCAUGAGGUGCCGGGAAACCCUGGCGGCCUCUGUCCCGGCUCUUCCCGCUCGUGCAGCUCGUCUCAUGUUUGUGUUUGCUCGGCCAGCAAAUGGUCAAUGUGUUUUAUACUAAAGUCACCUGCUACUCUUUCUUUAAAGCUCCAGUGGAGCCUGAAUCUCCGGUUUGGGCUUGAUCUUGUUCCUCUGCCUGCAUGUUAAUUCUGUGCACAACAGUGACUUCACGGAGUCCAGGAGAUGCAGCCGGAGGCCAGAACUGUCUUUCUCCUUGAACUCUCAGACACUGGAGACACUGGCUCAAUAAGGUGCUACAUUUUUUGGUGGUUCUCAGCCCUGAGUGUACAGAAGAGGCUCCUGCGCAUCUGGGGAAAUGUAUGUCGUAAUUCAGAAACUCUGGGUGGUAACUGGAGAAUUGGCAUCUCUGACAAGUUCCCAGCCAUGCCCCAGCGAGAAGGAGAAUCUGUUCUGCCAAGAGCUUCCUGCUCUCUGUAGCUGUGUCCUGGCUCUGGGAAUGAGAGAGACCCCAGGGUCAUUUUCAGUUGUGAACCAGGCUUUGGGAACCUGGGCUCAUGGAUUGUUUAUUCUGUUUGUUUUGGUCAGAAUGAGUCUCAAAAGUAGAUUUCCCUGGCUGAUUCUACUCAGCAGCAUGGGCCAGAGGCCACACACAGUUGGUUUUUGAGAUUAAAUUUUCAGAUGAAA